Messenger RNA from Colius striatus (speckled mousebird), 2966 nucleotides. RefSeq names its product RBPJ interacting and tubulin associated 1 (gene RITA1). Gene Ontology annotation, cellular component: nucleus; cytoplasm. Gene Ontology annotation, biological process: nuclear export; Notch signaling pathway; negative regulation of Notch signaling pathway. Gene Ontology annotation, molecular function: tubulin binding. Lineage: Eukaryota; Metazoa; Chordata; Aves; Coliiformes; Coliidae. The record is from RefSeq and is a predicted model, not a curated record. The transcript is spliced from 3 exons. The coding region runs from base 1 to 756 and encodes 251 amino acids.
AUGAGGGCGGCGGCGCCGGGCCCGAGCACUGCCGCUGCCCCGCGCCGCGACCCCGGCCCCGCCGCCGCCGCCCCCACCGCCUCCCGCGGGGCCCGGGGCCGGGCACGGGGCGGCCGCCGCGCCCGCCCGUCCUUCGUGGACGAGUCGCUGUUCGGCAGCCCCGCGGGCGCCCGCCCGGCCCCGGCCGCCUUCCCGCCGCCCUGGGCCCCGGCGGCGGCUCCGCUCGACCCCCGGCCGAGGAGCGGGUGCAGGCCCAGGGCUCACACUCCCUCCUUCUGCGACGAGACCCUCUUCGGUGCCAAACCCGAGGGCCCGGCCCGGGCAGCUCCUCGCGUGCGGAAUGAGGACGUCGCCAAGCUCCAUGCGCUGCUCUGGAGCCCCCCGCCCGCCCCCCGGCCCGGCCUGACCCCUCGCUCCAGGGACACCCCUUUGAGAGCCGUCUCCUCGGCGGCCCCCGGCCCUGAGGGCAACCCCCGCGUCUCGGAGCGUCCCGAGAGCGAUUCCUGCUCCGGGGGCCGUGGUGCUCCAGGCAGAGGACGUUCCCAGUCUCUCCUCCGGCUGAACACCCCCUCGGGCAGGCUCCAUCGGGCUUUGGACAACCCCAAGAGAGGAAGGAGUGAAAAGCAGAGCCCUGUGACAGCCCCCACCACCCCCCGCGGGCCCCUGGUCAGGGGGCGAUCCAAAAGUGUGUGCAGACCUUUGUCUGGGAGCCCUGUGGCAGCGGGUGGCUGCACACCCAGACCUCCCUGGAAGUGAAGCCAAACGUCCCUCUGGACCCAACUUGGACUGGGUCUGAGCUGCUGGGGAGCGAGUCCCGAGGACCCUGGGACCUCCUGUGGCUGCAGACAAUGGAGGGGGAUGCUGAGGGGCUGCUGCUCCCUGUGAGAGAACAAGCCAGGAGCCAGGGGCAACCACAGCCCUGGAGUGGGACAGCCCCAGCGACAGCAGCUGCUCCCAGUGCCUGCCCAGUCCUCCGAGGAGCUGUGGUACUGGGGGGUUGCUCUGAGGCUCCCAAAACCAUUCCCCUCCAGGCUGGAUGAGCCCAGUUCCCUCAGCUCUGUUCUGACCCAUCUCAGUGGCUCUCUGCUGCUCUUGCUCUGUGUCACCAACACUUCAAUGGCAAGAAAGGAACUGGGAGGAUGAGCAGAGAGGUGAGGAGCAGCUGGUGAGCUCAGGGAAUGCAGGGGAGUGGCUGGGAAUUGGGUAGCUCCAUCCCAUGCAAAUGUUCUCUCAGAUUCACCCAAGGGCACACACUGAGCCUGGUUAAGGGCAUGAUUCUGCCUCCAGAAAUGAUUUUAUUGUCACCUUGUGCAGCAGCACAACUGGGCCUUGACACACACAAGCACGUGGAGGGCAGGAGGGACACUCCUGGUCCAGUCCUGUUGGCCAGAAAGGCAACAGGGCUCAGCAUAAACAGUUGAGGUAUGUUGUCAUGUCACUGCUGUGAUGUCCUCUAGCUGUGACACCAGCCCUGGGUGAGUGCUCUCUGAGUUAAUGCCUGUGUCUGGGAGAGCCAAGCCCCAGGGAAGCAAGCAGCCUUGCUGGGCAGAAAGACUGGAAGACAGGAUGGAUUUUGUGCUCUGUGGUCUUGCCUUGUCCUUUUUCCUUUGUCUCCAGUGUGAGGAAUGUCUGGAACCAGCAGCUUUCCUGGCUGUGUCCCUGCCAUUCUGCUCAUCCCCCAGCUGCCUUCAGCCCAGCACAGGUAAGCACAGAGUGUUUCUCUUCGGCCAAGCCUUUGCCUUGGUGCAGUGCCUCUCACCCAGCCUGGCAGGACAGCACACUGGUCACAGCAAGCUUCAGGACCUUGAGCAGGUUUUCCCUGCUCAUCCCAAUGCAGGGAUCCUUUUACCUACCCCAAAGGCAGGCAGAACCAGCCCUGGCUGCUGAAUCCAGCCUUCUGAAAGGGACCAGAGAAAGGAAACGUGUCUUUUCAAGAGGUGUCAGCUUCACUGUGAGGGUGAGGCUGCCCAGGGUGGGUGUGGAGGCUCCUUCUCUGGAGGGUCCCCAACCCAGCUGGACACGUUCCUGUGCCCCCUGAGUGAGGGGAACCUGCUCUAACAGGGGACUGGGCUGGAGGAGCUCUGCAGGACCCUUCUCACCCCCACCAGUCAGUGCUAAGCCUGUGGGGCUCUCUGUGAGCUGGGAGAGAAACCGCGGUGUGGACACUAGAUGGAGACAGGAGGGUGAAGGAUUGACAUGGAAGCUGCAGACUUGGUCCUUGGCAGCAGUUGGAGGAGUCGGACCCAGUGAGGCCAGUCAGCAGCACACUGGGAUACCUUCCCCAAAUUCUAAGGAGCAGAUAGCUGCUGAACCCACCAGUGGGACCUCAAGGGCAGUGUUGGAGUGCUGGAGCACUUGAAAGAUGAAGCUGCUUAAAACUGAGAUUUUUAUCUGAAGAACAAGCUGACAGUGGCUUGUGUGGCCUGGGGUGGUCAGUUAACCUUCACAGCUCCUUCCAGGCUUCAAGGGAUCAGAGGGAAACUAGAGACUAUCCCAUCAGCCACAGGCUUUCCCACACUCGCCCAGGGUAUCCCUGAGGGCUUCUGGGCCAUCAGGAAGUCAGAACUGGCUCUUGCUUGUUGUUCACACCUCAUCGACAACAUUGGUUCAAAUAUAAGUGGGUAUAAAAGGUUUGCUUGGCUCCUGUACUGCAGCUCUCACAUCUGCUGCUUUAGCACUGCCCUGACCUCGGGCUCCAGCAGGGCUGUGCAGUCCAGCACGGGAGCAGAGGAUGCUCUGUUACUGCUGAAGCCAACACCAGGUGUGACUAAAGGAGAUGGGGGAAAUGCUGGGUUGUUUGCCAGCUCCAGAUUCACGCUGUCUAGUGUCAUUGGUGCUUGGCUCAGGUGAGAGCUGGUUGAUCCAGAGACCUGAGUCACAGGGAAGGCUCCUGCCUGCUAUUGCUGCUUUUUUUUGUGGUUUUGUGCCUGCUCAGCACUGUGAUAAAUCACACUCUCCACCUCUGA